AUGAGAAGGAGCAUCAAAAGACACGCGGCUGAGGCAACCCACCAGCGCGCCAGCUGCUCGGAGGUGCGCGGCUACAACCCCCCAUUAUCCAGCGACCUCCGUGCACGGGCCAGACUGGUGCGGGCGAAAGCGUGCGGGCGCCUGGGUCACGUGCGCACUGCAAAUGAGGCGGGCGCCGCGCCAAUGUCCCGCUUCAGUACGGCUCGGUUUGAGAUGGUUUACCUCCUGAUUUGUUCUCCUAUAUGUUCACGCAUGCAGCCGGAAUGGGGGAUUAUCCACCUGCAAUAUGGAAUAGUGUAG
Molecule: messenger RNA, 300 nt
Organism: Knipowitschia caucasica
Lineage: Eukaryota; Metazoa; Chordata; Actinopteri; Gobiiformes; Gobiidae
Source: the annotation of a GenBank genome assembly